AUGAGCAAGGCUAAAGUCGGGAUCAAUGGCUUUGGCCGAAUUGGACGUCUUGUUUUGCGUGCAGCUAUGUGCAAAGGCACAAUCGAUGUCGUAGCAGUCAAUGAUCCCUUCAUUGAAUUGAAAUAUAUGGUUUACAUGUUUAAAUAUGACUCAACCCACGGCCCAUUCACCGGAGACGUCUCAAUGAGCGAUGGAAAGCUCGUGAUCAAUGGACAUCGAAUUUCUGUUUAUAAGGAGCUUAACGCCGAAGCUAUCCCAUGGGACAAGGACGGUGCAUACUACGUAGUGGAAUCGACUGGUAUAAACACGACUGUAGACAAGGCUUCGGUAUGUUUCUGUUUUCAAAACCUAUCUUGUAGGUUCACCUGAAAAAUAAUAGAGCGAAAAAAGUCAUUAUAAGUGCUCCGUCAUCUGACGCUCCUAUGUUUGUUUGUGGUGUCAAUUUGGAAAAGUACGACCCAUCGAUGACCGUCGUUUCAAACGCCUCCUGCACAACAAACUGCCUUGCUCCCUUAGCGAAAGUGAUUCAUGAGAACUUCGGAAUGGUUGAGGGCUUGAUGACGACAAUCCAUUCAUAUACUGCUACCCAGAAAAUUGUCGAUGGACCUAACGCCAAAGGCUGGCGUGACGGCAGAGGUGCCGCCCAAAAUAUAAUUCCUGCAGCGACCGGUGCAGCAAAGGCAGUUGGAAAGGUUAUUCCUGAACUGAAUGGAAAACUCACUGGAAUGGCCUUCCGUGUACCAUGUCCGGAUGUUUCCGUCGUGGACUUAACGUGCAAACUAGCAAAACCUGCCACUUAUGACCAAAUUAAAGAGGCUGUUAAGGCUGCAUCUCAAAGUCCUGGCCUAAAAGGAAUUCUUGCAUAUACAGACGAUGAGGUAGUGAGCAUGGAUUUCCGAACAAGCACAGCCUCUUCCACGUUCGAUGCAAAGGCCGGUCUCUCAUUAAAUGACACCUUCUGCAAACUGAUCUCUUGGUACGACAAUGAAUAUGGUUACAGUUGUCGUGUGGUCGAUCUUAUAGUUCACAUGUUCUCCAAGGACAACUAG
Molecule: messenger RNA, 1049 nt
Organism: Spirometra erinaceieuropaei
Lineage: Eukaryota; Metazoa; Platyhelminthes; Cestoda; Diphyllobothriidea; Diphyllobothriidae
Source: the annotation of a GenBank genome assembly